Molecule: messenger RNA, 342 nt
Organism: Botrytis deweyae
Lineage: Eukaryota; Fungi; Ascomycota; Leotiomycetes; Helotiales; Sclerotiniaceae
Exons: 1
Coding region: 1-342 (113 amino acids)
Source: RefSeq, a predicted model, not a curated record
AUGAUCAACAGUCUCCUGAGCAUAAGUCACCAAGAAGACGUCGCUCACUGGAGCCGUCAUCCUCGCGGCUUAAUCGACGUGCGUCUCGAGAUACAAGUUCAAAUUGUAUCAUCUGGCUGUGGUCAAACAACAAGUUAUCCGGAUUUAAGUCAGCCUUCACAAGAUUGGAAAAUGGCAGUGCAUGGGUCUUCCCCUACUUAUACCCGUACAUUGACGGCUGAUUCAUACGAAAACAAUGAAUGUAUUGCGGAAGUUGAGCCUGAAGAGAUGGAAUAUACUGCAAGUCAUGAGCAACCGAGCUUUGCUUAUUAUGGUAGAGCUUGUGUACCGGAUGAAGCGUAG